Molecule: messenger RNA, 8572 nt
Organism: Anguilla rostrata (American eel)
Lineage: Eukaryota; Metazoa; Chordata; Actinopteri; Anguilliformes; Anguillidae
Gene: cbl
Product: Cbl proto-oncogene, E3 ubiquitin protein ligase
Exons: 15
Coding region: 687-3356 (889 amino acids)
Biological process (GO): negative regulation of epidermal growth factor-activated receptor activity; cell surface receptor signaling pathway
Cellular component (GO): membrane raft; plasma membrane
Molecular function (GO): SH3 domain binding; calcium ion binding; phosphotyrosine residue binding
Source: RefSeq, a predicted model, not a curated record
UUCAAAAGCGGAAAGGGUUGCACAGGAAGAGCUUGGGCCGAGCACACGGGAGGGGGAGAUUGAAGGCGGUGUUUAUUUUUCCUAAUUUAUUUAUGUACUCUUCUUCGUAAUAGCUUUUUAGUAUUUUAUGCAUCUUUCUCCUGUCUUUCCUAUGUCGAUGGAGGCAGCUCUGGUUUUGCUUCCUCUACCUCCGCUUGGCUUGCUAGGCGUCAUCAUGCUAGGAAGCUAGCGGUAGCUAACUCCUCACAGAAACUUCCCGUCAUAGGGGCACAAACCGACGGGGAAAGCUAACGACAUAGCAGUCGAUGAUAAAAUCACAUCCUCUCCUCGCGAAGGAUAAAAAGCCUGAUUCAGGACAAAGAAACGCUGCAUCUGUUCAUUUCCGGAGUCCUAGACGGCUGAUCAUUUCAAUUUGAGAUAGCUAGCCUAGCCUGCGAGUCCUUUCUGUUGGCGCUGCAGCUUGUGCAGCGCCGUUAACGGUUCCAAUUAUUGGUAACUACGGGGAUUUAAUGGGUCCUUUACUUCCUUAGUACCACCCCCCGGCGGACCCUCGCUCGAAUAUUCCUCGGGCGCUGUCCAUAUCGGGGGGUGCCCGGUCAAAGAGUCAUUCUGCCCGGGGAAGGAAGGUUGACCCUCUCCAACCCCGGUGGACGCUCCGACCGGCGUUAGCACCGGGGAGCCCUAAUAUGGCAGGAAAUUUAAAGAAAGGAGGGGGGUUGAUCGGGAUGAUGAAAGCUUUUCAGCCGCACCAUCACCACUUGCAUGCACAUCAUCAACCAGGAGCCGUGGAUAAGAAGACAGUGGAAAAAUGCUGGAAACUCAUGGACAAGGUGGUGCGGCUCUGCCAGAACCCUAAGCUGGCACUGAAGAACAGCCCUCCCUACAUCCUGGACCUGCUGCCCGACACCUACCAGCACCUGCGCACCAUCCUGUCCCGCUACGAGGGGAAGAUGGAAGCGCUCGGCGACAAUGAGUACUUCCGCGUCGUCAUGGAGAACCUGACCAAGAAGACCAAGCAGACCAUCAGCCUGUUCAAAGAGGGCAAGGAGCGCAUGUAUGAGGAGAACUCUCAGCCCAGGAGGAACCUGACGAAGCUGUCGUUGAUAUUCAGCCACAUGCUAGCCGAGCUCAAAGCCAUAUUUCCCAACGGCCUGUUCCAAGGAGACAACUUCCGGAUCACCAAAGCGGACGCCGCUGAGUUCUGGAGGAGAUCGUUUGGGGACAAGACCAUUGUUCCGUGGAAAGUGUUCCGUCAGGCGCUGCACGAGUUUCACCCAAUCAGCUCGGGCCUGGAGGCCAUGGCCCUCAAGUCCACCAUCGACCUCACCUGCAACGACCACAUCUCCGUCUUCGAGUUCGACAUCUUCACCAGGCUCUUCCAGCCGUGGUCGUCCCUGCUGCGUAACUGGAACAGCCUGGCGGUCACACACCCAGGGUACAUGGCCUUCCUCACGUAUGACGAGGUCAAAGCGCGCCUGCAGAAGUUCAUCCACAAGCCUGGCAGCUACAUCUUCAGGCUCAGCUGCACGCGGCUGGGCCAGUGGGCCAUCGGCUACGUCACCGCCGACGGGAACAUCCUGCAGACCAUCCCGCACAACAAACCGCUGUUCCAAGCGCUCAUCGACGGAUUUCGGGAAGGAUUCUACCUGUUCCCGGACGGACGGACGCAGAACCCGGACCUCACUGGGCUGUGUGAGCCGUCCCCUCAGGACCAUAUCAAAGUCACGCAGGAGCAAUACGAGCUGUACUGUGAGAUGGGCUCCACCUUCCAGCUGUGCAAGAUCUGUGCGGAGAACGAUAAGGAUGUGAAGAUUGAGCCGUGUGGUCACCUGAUGUGCACCUCCUGCCUCACCGCCUGGCAGGAGUCGGAGGGUCAGGGCUGUCCGUUCUGUCGCUGUGAGAUCAAAGGCACAGAGCCUAUAGUGGUGGACCCUUUUGACCCGAAGGACAACAGCGGGGGCCUGUAUGGCGGCUGCAGAGGCAUGUUUGGGGCGGAAGCGCCCUCCCCCAGCGAUGACGAUGACGACCGGCUGGACGAUCCCCACCUCAUGAUGAGCAAGCUCGCGUGUGCCAAGGUGGAGCGGCCCCCCUCGCCCAUGUCCAUGGCUCCCCAGGCAUCUCUCCCUCCUGUGCCACCACGCCUCGACCUGCUGCAGCACCGGCCCCCAAACCCCCCCGGAGCCUCCAGUCCAGGGGCCACAACCAAGGUCGCCGCGCACCACAAAGAUAAGCCCCUCCCCCUGCCCCCAGCCCUGCGGGACCUGCCCCCGCCCCCUCCCCCUGACCGCCCCCACACCGCCGGGCCUGAGGCGCGGCUGCAGAGACGGCCCCUCCCCAGCACCCCCGGGGACAAGCCCCCACCGGCCCCGCCCAAUCGGGGCCUGGCGGACUGGAACCCCCGCCCCGUGCCCAAAGCCCCCACGCAGCCCCCCUGCCUGUCCAACCGCCACUCCCUCCCCCUCGCCCUUCCCUCAGCGCUGGACGGACGGACGGACGCGCAGCGAAACAGCAGCCUCAGUCUGGACCAACCGUCGGUGAGCAAAGAUUAUCAGACGCUCUUUUACUUCAUCACCAUCAUCUCUAACACGGCGCUCCUCUCCGUGGGCAGGCCUCUCCCGGCUCUCAAACAGCUGGCAGGGGAGGACGCACACGAGAGUGAGGAGGAGUCCGAGUACAUGACCCCCUCCUCCCGCCCCGCCCUGCCCCCUAUGGGAGCCAGCGGAGGGGACGCCGUCCCCCGACCCCCCCAGGCCAGCGCCCUCAGCUCGCGGGCUGUACUCAGCGAUGUGGACGAUGGCCAGCAGAUGUAUGAGGCCAUGUACAACAUCCACUCCCAGGGCCUCACUGCCACACUGCCUCACCAAGCCCGAGAGUCCGAUUACUCAGAGCUACCCCCUAUGGCCAGCAGCAACGGGCCGCGGGAGCCCCGCAGCGAGGAGGAGGAGGAGAACGGCUACGACAUCCCCAAAGCGCUGGUGCCCGCGCUGACCUCACGGCGCACGCUCUCCGAAAUCUCUGCUGCGUCCGCAUCCUUCAGCAGGGUUUCCGUGGAAACCGAGCUCACUGCAGGAUCCUCCUUCGCUGAAUCCAGUGAAGCCCCUGAACGGCCACCCAAACCCCUGCCACGGCGAAUCAACUCGGACCGUCGGCCCAGCCCUGUGCCUCCCGCGGGGGGCGGGGCCGGGGGCGGGGCCAACCCUCAGAUCAGCACCGAGAUCGAGCACCUGAUGAGCCAAGGCUACUCCUACCAGGACAUCCAGAAGGCCCUGAUGAUCGCGCAGAACAACCUGGAGAUGGCCAAGAACAUCCUGCGCGAGUUCGUCUCCAUCCCGUCCACCGCCCACAUUCUCACAUAGCCACCCCUGCGCCGACCGGGCGCCACCUAGGGGGCGUCUCCUGGCUCUCUCACCAGCCAUUGGCCGGGUCACAACAGCCCUGCCCCCCGUCAGGAGGCCAAGCAGUAGACGACGAGCAGGAAGCUUGGCUGCUUGUGAGGCCUUCUCACGGCAUCGCAAACUACACCUCACAGAUGCGUGUGUACAUAUAAGCGCUCGUUACGGACAUAUAUAUUUACCUGAAUGCGUAUGUAUUCCCUCAGAGCCAACAGUGAGGAUGCCCUGGGCCCCAGUGCCCCCUGCAGGUGCUGCUGUGGAACAGAGAGGAUUGUGGGGAUUGUAGUGCAGGGCGGCCUGUGACGCGGGGGCUUCGGUACUUGUGUAGCAUUUGUGUAGCGUGGUGUAAGAGCUGUGAGCCUGGCCCAUAGCAGGGUGUGUGUGCAGUGCUGCAGUCAUCCUCCUCUCCUUCCCUUCAGCUUACAGGGAGCAGCUAGCGGCCUUCAGCCCACAGGCUACGUGUCUCCUCUUCACUCGGCAUCGUGGGACUGUCAGGGACUUAGUUGCCUGUUUUGAUUUACUCUGACCAUUCGGCACCGCCCUUUAACCAGCCAGUCGGUGUUUUGCCGUGUUUACACUACAGUGCAAUGCAUUCGGCCGGCCAAGCAGUGAGUCUCUCAACCCCUGGCCACCAGCAUCGCCCUCAUGAAGCUCUGUGACCCAACCCCCUGCUGACCUGAGAUCAGUCGGUCCGGUUUUCGCCCUUCGGCCAGGGGUGGGUUAAGGGUUCUGGAGGCUGAUCCUGGAUCUGUCGUCGAGCCUCCGGGGCACGGCUUUGGUGGGCCGCGCGCGUCUGUGGGAGGGGUUGGCCACGCCUGGUCCAGUCUGGCCCCGCCCCCUCCCCCCCUCCCUCUUGCUCUUUCCGCCUCCCACUGCGCUCUCCUCUCCGGUCUGUCGGACCUUGCCUGGAUCUGCGCAUUAACCCUUUCCCCUCCGUGUCUUUAUCCUUCCUGAACUAAUGAAUGUGGACUUAACAUGAUGAUUUACCACACUUUUUAACUCUGGUUGUUUUUUCUAAGCUGUAACUGUUAACAGACUGAGGGAACGUGGACGUGUGUAAAUGAGUGGGGGGGGGGGAGCUCAGUGUAAUGAAAACUUUGUUGGGGAUGACUUUAAUAAUAUGUUGUUAUUAUUGUUAUUAUUAUUAAUAAUAAAUCAGAAGUGCUUUACUGCUGCUACUAUUGUUAGUGCUAAACAAUUAAGCCUUAAAUGUACAUUUGUGAAUAUUGUGGUUUAAUGUUUUUAAAGUGACAGUAUCCGGUUUUUUUUUCCUUCUUUUGUAAUGUAGCAUACUUGAAAAUAUAAGUGGCUUGUGAGAGCUGAGCGAUGCCAGCCGACUCGUUCUCGCAUUUUGGCGACUGCAGAGCACCACAGGGUCAUAACCGUGUACGGCUGUCCAGUUUCUGAAGAAGCCAGAAGUUUGGUGCGCCCUGAACUUUCGGUCUCAUUGCCCGUCUUUUGAAGUGGAGUGGCAGGCUGCGGAGGUGGGUGGUGGUGCAGCAGACCGUACGGUUACAGGCGGUUGGAACGUGACCGUACGGUUAGACUGCUGGAACGUGACCGUACGGUUACAGACGGUUGGAACGUGACCGUACGGUUACAGACGGUUGGAACGUGACCGUACGAUUACAGACGGUUGGAACGUGACCGUACGGUUACAGGCGGUUGGAACGUGACCAUAUGGUUACAGACGGUUGGAACGUGACUGUACGGUUAGACGGGUGGAAUGUGACUGUACGGUUAGACUGCUGGAACGUGACCGUACGGUUACAGACGGUUGGAACGUGACCGUACGGUUACAGACGGUUGGAACGUGACCGUACGAUUACAGACGGUUGGAACGUGACCGUACGGUUACAGGCGGUUGGAACGUGACCGUACGGUUACAGACGGUUGGAAUGUGACUGUACGGUUAGACUGUUGGAACCUGACCGUACGGUUACAGACGGGUGGAACGUGACCGUACGGUUACAGGCGGGUGGAACGUGACUGUACGGUUAGACGGUUGGAACGUGACCGUAGGUUACAGGCGGUUGGAACGUGACCGUAUGGUUACAGACGGUUGGAACGUGACCGUAUGGUUACAGGCGGUUGGAACGUGACCGUACGGUUACAGACGGUUGGAAUGUGACUGUACGGUUAGACUGUUGGAACCUGACCGUACGGUUACAGGCGGUUGGAACGUGAUCGUACGGUUACAGGCGGUUGGAACGUGACCGUACGGUUACAGACGGUUGGAACGUGACCGUACGGUUACAGGCGGUUGGAACGUGAUCGUACGGUUACAGGCGGUCUAAACGUGCUCAUACGGUUGCAGGCGUGCUGGGCUCAUUGCUCUUCUUCGGUUGCUCGCGGGUAAUGAUUGUUGAAACGGCAAAUGAAGUGAAAGAGUAUUUCAUUAUAAACGUGUGAUGUUUUACUGCAUACUUUGAAGAAGGGCAGUAAAACUUGUGGAACUCCGCAGAUAUACCUCCCUCGACAUCGGCAGCAAAGACUGUCCGAGUCUUUUUUCCUAUUGUGGUACAGAAAAAUCAAGAGUCACAUUGUGUGUUCUGUUCUGACUUAACACCUCAUCAUUAACAGUGCUUAUCAUUAAUGCUGCACAUCCUUAACACUGCUCGCUAUAAACGCUUCUGAUCUGUAAUACUGCAUGUCACGAACAGUGCUUAUCUUUAACAGUGCUCAUCAGUAAAACUGCACAUCAUUAAUAGUGCAUGCCAUGAACACUACUCAUCUUUAACACUGCAUGUCAUUAACACUGCACAUCCGUAACAGAAAAGCUUCUAAUCUGUAGCGCUGCGUGUCAUAAACACUGCACAUCCUUAACACAAACGCUUCUGAUCUGUAAGCACUGCAUGUCAUUAACACUGCACAUCCUUAACAGAAACGCUUCUAAUCUGUAGCGCUGCGUGUCAUAAACACUGCACAUCCUUAACACAAACGCUUCUGAUCUGUAGCACUGCAUGUCAUUAACACUGCGCGUCACUAACACCGUUUAUCUUUAACACUGCUCAUCUACUGCUCACAGAACACAGAUCAUCUUAUGAUGAAAGUUUACACGGCUCAUUGGUCUAGAUUGCGCUCUCAAGAUUACAUUACAUCCACCGGGCGGCUAAUAAUAAUAAUAAUACUCAAACUUUAGUCUGCUCAUUGCUUAAUAGCUGAAUUGUGUAGUCAUAAAAACGACACUGAAUACUCCUGCCUGUGUUUGUGAGCAUAAAAACAUAUUUCAGAGGCAGGUGUUCUUUCUUAAAUUAUUCUGCUUUAAUUGCCCGAUGUGCCACAUACAGCAGUUCCCUACACAUUGUCCUGUGAUGUCUGACAGGGCAGCGCUGCCUUAAAGUCGCUUUGGUUUCAUCGUGAAGAGAAAUGGUUCGUGUGAAAGAUUUAAGGUGAUGCGCAGAAAUGUCGGUUUAUUUUUAAAAAGAGAUUAAAACGGGCCACGUUCUGCUCCAUUAGUCUUGCGUGUGUCUUCAUCGCCUCCUUUUAAUGAGCAGUUUCUCGUCGCUUUUCGUUUCUGUUUAUCGAACUAGGCUUAAUUUCAGAUCGGACAUUUUGACUGCACCCCAUGAAGUAUGACUGGUCUCUGACUACUGUUCUCGACUGUAAAAAUGCUUGUCAGUAUAAGAUUUCCAGUAAAUGUGUAUGUAUGUACAGUAUAUAUACUUUAUGCUCAGCGUACCAAUGUGCUAAGAUACUGUCACUUUAAAACUCGGUGUGUAAAAUGUUACUGACCUGUAUAGUACAUGGGAAUGCCAGUGUUUAUGUUGCAUUCCUUCAUAUGUCAGUUUAAUUUAAAAUUUUUUUUUUUUUGCAAAGUUUUGUUUACUUGUGUGAAAAAUGCUGUGAAAAGGCUUUUCCCAUUGGAUAUAAACAGUCUCCUCGUAUUCCACCCCUCAGAAAUCUAACUUUCCCGAUCUCUCUCUGUCCCAGCCUACCUGUGCAGUCUGUGGAGAUGUCUUCAUGCUGUAUUUGCAGAAAGUGAUUUCCUAUUUCACCACCAGAGGGAGUACUUUCCCCAUGUUGCCAUGUUACAGGUUUGAUUUUGUGUUCUUGCGGUCACAUUGUGAAUAGAUCAGUGUUCAUGUUUAAAGCAGAAAGCAGUGGCAACAAGGCCAACUGGCAGACAUGAUGCAGGCUGGUUCGGUAAACUCCCGUUUGUCCCCACUGCAUCAAAAACUCAUUUCCUCCUUCGUUGAACAGCCAAAUACGUUAGGAAACAAGUGGAACUGAAAAAAGAGCUCCUAAGAGGAGACUUUACCAUGUUUGAUUUGUAUGAAUAAAUUAUUAAGAAUAAACUCUUUAUUGCUGCAUGAAUGUAGAUUUAGUGACAGAACUACAUUAAAUUGGUGCAGAACCCUGUAACAGUGGCUACCGCAGAAUGGCCGUUAAGUUUUUACCAGUGCUUCCAGUAGUAUCUGUGACACGUUAGGGAAGCAGCUGUGGUACAGUAGGCCUGAACUGUUCUAAUAUGUCUUCAGUUACCGAUAGCGACAGGUUGGUAUCAUGGGGAGUUCUUCCUCUCGGUCUUCACGAUUUCCUUUGGUUCUUCUUUCUGAGGCAGGCUUUGUACAGUGUGUGUGCUCUCAAAUAGCAGUGACGCAACCAGCCGCGCAGAUUUAGGCUGUGCGACACACUGCGCGCGAGUUUGCGUGUGUGCGCGUGCGCAUGUCUGUGUAUGUUCAAACUAUUUAUUUUUAAAAAGCUAUAGCCGGCCAACUUUGGAUCCAUUUUUGACAGGACAGGAUGUGAGCAUUUUAAUGUAGAAGCAUUUGAUUUGCAAUUAUGGUAAUUGCUAUCGUUCUUUAGAUAAACAAAAUAUCAAUUAUAUAUCAGUGUUAACUAUCUACGGAGGUUUAUCCAAUGGCAUAAUAGGUCCGGUAAUAUAAAACUAAAUGUGUGAAAUGUAUAAAAAUCAGGAUUUUAUCCUCUGCGGUCUGUAAAAAAGAAGAAAAAAAGAAACAGAAAGCAAACCGAUACGAAGUUUCCACCAGGAGACCACGUCUUCAUUAAGAGCAGCACAAUUUAUUUUUUACAUAUUUUUUCAUUAAUGUGUAGAAAUAAAUACUAAUGUUAUUUAUUAAUUUCCGAUGCUGUACUUCAGUCCCAGAUCUGCAUAAAGAUAAAUUAAUUUUCCUUCUGGAAUUUAUGCAUCCACCAUUAAAGCAAUUUUAAAUAAA